Geosmithia morbida is the source of this 2331-nucleotide messenger RNA. Its product is annotated as 3-phosphoinositide dependent protein kinase-1. Gene Ontology annotation, molecular function: protein serine/threonine kinase activity; ATP binding. Lineage: Eukaryota; Fungi; Ascomycota; Sordariomycetes; Hypocreales; Bionectriaceae. Bases 1 to 2331 code for a protein of 776 amino acids. Gene Ontology annotation, biological process: peptidyl-serine phosphorylation; intracellular signal transduction. The record is from RefSeq and is a predicted model, not a curated record. The transcript is spliced from 2 exons.
AUGAACGGGGAUCUCAGUCUCUCCCAGGCUCUCGGAGGCUUGCGCAUAGCUAACCCCGACGAUGCCACUCAGCAAGCCCUGGCAUCCCCGACUUUCGAUACGAACCAACAGCCCACGACCGCGUCAGCAACCACCGAGGUCCUCCCAUAUACACAACCGUCAACCGACGACAACUCACCUUCCGCUCCCACCACCCAGCCUCCUACACAGCAAGUCUCACAACAUCAUCCGUCUGGAUAUUCGACACAAGCACAGCUUGAUGAUACCGAAUCCCAUACCACUUCGCGGGUAGAGCCACACUACCCAUCACGCCAUCCUAGCCAGAGGGAGUCCCCUCUCGGGUACAGUUCAUCACGAGGUGGAGUCUACUCGGGAAAUGGCCCUCUUCCCAUAAGACGAAGCUCCAAGGGAAUGGCUGGGGGCCACAAACCAGCCGCCCAAGGGCCUCACGCCCCGUUUUCAGGGGAUGCGCCCGUUCCGACUACGAGCGCAGAGUGGCAGGAGCGUGGCGCUGCCGUCGGCGUCCGAAGAGAAGUCGAUGCCAAUGGUCGCACCAUUGUACGGCAGGUUAAAAAGGGCGUCCGCGACUUCUCGUUCAGCCGUGUGCUGGGUGAGGGGUCUUACAGUUCUGUUUAUCUGGCGACUGAUCGGCAGACGCUAAAGGAAUACGCCGUCAAAGUCCUAGAAAAGAGGCACAUCAUCAAGGAGAAGAAGAUUAAAUAUGUCAAUAUCGAGAAGAACACCCUGAAUCGGCUCACGGAGCAUCCUGGGAUUGUCCGACUCUACUACACCUUCCAGGACGAAACUUCACUCUACUACGUACUCGACUUGUGCAGCGGCGGCGAGCUGCUCGGCGUGCUCAAGAAGACGGGAAGCUUUGAUCUUGAUUGUACCAGGUUUUACAGUGCUCAAAUUUUGGAUUCAGUCGAGUAUAUGCACUCUCGUGGCGUCAUACAUCGAGAUUUGAAGCCUGAGAAUGUGCUUCUCGAUGAUCAGAUGCAUGUCAAGAUCACCGAUUUCGGGACGGCGAAGCUCUUGACAGACCCACGAGAAGCCAGAAAUCCGGACUCCAAAGGAAUUCCUGACACAGGUCGCGAGGAGGCCGGAAACGAUGGCCGUGCUGCGUCAUUCGUCGGCACCGCAGAGUAUGUGAGUCCUGAGCUUCUCACGAAUAAGAACGCCUGCAAGGCUAGUGAUCUGUGGGCGUUUGGUUGCAUCGUCUACCAGCUCCUCGCUGGCCGGCCGCCAUUCAAGGCCGGCAGCGAGUACCUCACUUUCCAGAAGAUCGUCAACCUGGAAUACGACUUCCCUCCCGGCUUUCCGCCCGCUGCCCGCGAUCUGAUCGAGCGGUUGUUGGUUCUCGAUCCUGCAAGGCGCCUUACUAUCGAGCACAUCAAGAAUCAUGAAUUCUUCGAUGGCCAGACCUUUGGAAAAUCUCUUUGGCGUACAAAGGCUCCCCGGCUCCGCCCCUACAUCCCCUCUGCCUCUGAGCCCGCAGUCAUUCAGCUCAAUGGGGCCUCCCUCAACGGCAGUCAAUCGACCUCGCAUCCGCACCCAACCGGUCUGCCACAAGUGAAUCCUUCAUCCAGCAGCACUCGCCCGUCGCGCAUUAUCACCGAGCUGCCCCCUCCCACUCAACUCGAUAUCGAAUGGUCACCUGUCCUGACAAAGCCUAACGAAAGGAUAUUGCGACUGGGUGACCUCAUGGUGAUUUCAUCGCCGUUGCCGAGUGGCUCAAAUGGCAAGGGAGAAGAUGGCCAUAAGAAGCUAUCGCGUUUUUUUGGCGGCAGUACGACCAAGAAGCGCCAGAGGCUGGUCAUCAUCUCCUCAGGUGGCCGUAUCAUUUUUGCCCCCGCAGGUGGUGAGGACAAACGCACCAAGCAAGAGCUGUCCUUGCUGUCACCCGACUGUUCAUGGAAAACCCAACGCGACGCCAAAGGUCAACUGGUUUGGUGCGUUGAUACGGGCGGCCAACAUUAUACCUUCGAAGAUACAAAGAACUCUAGCAGUGUCGACGAACAACGUGCAUCCGCCGAUGAAUGGGUUGAAUGCCUGGAACGUGCAUGCGAUUAUGCAACCUCACAAAACAUGAACCCUUCAUACAAUGGCGAGAAUGGAUUUGGGGACAUGACAUCAGCCAUGUCGAGCCCCUCGAGCAGUACCUUGGGAGGACGUGGCAACGGCGGCCAUGAAGUUUUCGGGGUGAGUGACCGGUACGGUCGGGGCCAUAUGGGCAAGAGCCAAGUGAGCCUCGAUGACCCAAGUCCAGCCCCCAAAAGGAAUCGCUUUAGCAAGAGACAGUCACGUAAUGGUCUGGAAUCGGCCUUUUGA